AUGAACACUGAAGGUUUGACAGAGACAAAAGCUGAGCAUGCUGAUCAACAAGCGACUAACACUACCGAGGCGGGUGAACCACAAGAGCAUGUUGAACCAGCUGAACAAUCUCCUCAACCACUAUCGAGGCGGGUGACACGGUCACAAGCUGCUUCUUUGAGCUUUUGA
Arabis nemorensis is the source of this 168-nucleotide messenger RNA. Lineage: Eukaryota; Viridiplantae; Streptophyta; Magnoliopsida; Brassicales; Brassicaceae. The record is from the annotation of a GenBank genome assembly.